AGGUUGAAGUGGGUGGGUCUCUAGUUUUGUCAAAUACCUUGCUAACAGAGCUACUUCCGGAAAAUGGCCAGCGGGACGAAAGUUGCUGCAGUGUUUCGGAGUGUUUUGAGGAGCUCCCAGGCUCUGAGAGGAGCUGCCUUGCGCCGCGCUGUGGCUCCUGGUGUGGCAGGAGCUUUUGCUGUAGGAGGUGGUCUACUCUGUUAUUACCGCUACCAUGCUAACAACAGGACUCUGCCCUUCUCCGUUCACGCCGAGGAGGAAAACGUGCAGGAAUCUUCUGCCCCUCAUACGUCUGCCAGGAGGCUGCGCUUCAUCAAGUUUGCCUCUGUGGUUUACGAAAAGGAGCCCUACAUGACACCCAGAGACUUUAUCUUUUCUGUCAUGCUGGAGAACGUGGACCGAAAGCUGCAGAAGAAAAUACUUACACCACAGGAAGUUGAUAAGAUGUUGGCCGCAGCUUCUAAAGCAAGGGCUGGUAAUGAUCUGUUCAGGACCCUAGGAGACAACGGUCUCAUAUCCUAUACUGAGUAUCUGUUCCUUCUCACCAUCCUUACCAAGCCUCGCACUGGAUUCCACAUAGCCUUCAAAAUGCUCGAUGUUGAUGGAAAUGAGCAAGUGGACAAAAAGGAGUUUCUCAAGCUGAAGAAAGUAAUCAGGAAAAGUAAAGUGAGAGUUCCCAAAGACAGCACUGAGAAACCAGCAGAAGAAGGAGAAGGAGUGAACACGACAUUACAGGCCUACUUCUUUGGGAGGAAAGGAAAAAAUAAGUUGCAAUAUAAAGAGUUCCGUCGAUUCAUGGAGGACCUGCAGGCUGAGGUGCAGGAAAUGGAGUUUCUGCGAUUUUCCAAAGGUAUGGACACUAUGCGAAGAGAAGACUUUGCAGAGUGGCUACUGCAUUAUACCAACGAAGAAGACAAUGAGGUGUACUGGGAAAACAUGAGGAAGAGGAUUCCAGCUGGACAGAGUAUCUCUUUUGAUGAGUUCAAAGUUUUCUGUCUUUUCACUAACAAUCUGGAGGAUUUUGCCUUCUCGAUGAAAAUGGUUUCUGAAGCCAAUCGACCUGUGGGAAUGGCACAGUUUAAGCGAGCUGUGAGGAUCGCCACAGGCCAUGAUCUGUCCGAGAACGUCUUGGACACUGUGUUUAAACUCUUUGAUCUUGAUGGAGACAACUGCCUGAGCCAUAGGGAAUUUAUUGCUGUGAUGAAAGACAGAGUACUGCGUGGGCUAAAGGUGCAGCCUCAGCACGGCUUCUCUGGCUACUGGAAGUGUGUGAAGCAGGAGACCCUGAAGGGAGCUCAGGAGGCUCUGCGGGACUCAGGUUGCCCCAUCUGAACCUGCAGCAGACGUCCAAUGGAUGAGCUGUCACAUCUUAGUGCCUUCCAAUCAAGAAGAUUAGUGUGAGGAUUAUUAUUAUUAUAACCAUGUGUAAAGAAACUAAGGAUUUAUACCACUGCCUUUCAUAUUUGUGUGUUUAUACAGAAGCAAUACUAUUGUCUAUAAGCGUGGGUUGUUAAGUAUUAUAUAUUUCUAAUCUUCCAUGUGAUAAUAUAUAUGACUUUUGCCGAUAGAGUACUAGCACUAGAGUAAGAAGUGUUUACAGAACUGGUUAACUGCAUUUUAGUGCUGAUUAUGUUCAUUCUGACACAUUUACAUGGAAUUGUGUAAAAAAAGUAAUAAAAUAAAAAGUCCCAGAAAUG
Cynoglossus semilaevis (tongue sole) is the source of this 1697-nucleotide messenger RNA. RefSeq names its product mitochondrial calcium uptake 2 (gene micu2). Lineage: Eukaryota; Metazoa; Chordata; Actinopteri; Pleuronectiformes; Cynoglossidae. Gene Ontology annotation, cellular component: uniplex complex. The transcript has 12 exons. The record is from RefSeq and is a predicted model, not a curated record. Bases 64 to 1332 code for a protein of 422 amino acids. Gene Ontology annotation, molecular function: calcium ion binding. Gene Ontology annotation, biological process: mitochondrial calcium ion homeostasis; calcium import into the mitochondrion.